This is a messenger RNA of Labrus bergylta (ballan wrasse), 1665 nucleotides long. RefSeq names its product atonal bHLH transcription factor 1a (gene atoh1a). Gene Ontology annotation, cellular component: nucleus. Lineage: Eukaryota; Metazoa; Chordata; Actinopteri; Labriformes; Labridae. Gene Ontology annotation, molecular function: protein dimerization activity; E-box binding; DNA-binding transcription factor activity, RNA polymerase II-specific. Gene Ontology annotation, biological process: axon development; sensory organ development; positive regulation of transcription by RNA polymerase II. The record is from RefSeq and is a predicted model, not a curated record.
CCGGACGCGUGCCGCUUUUUAAACGGACGCCGCGCCGCGAGACACCAGAGAAGGAGUCCCGCACGCGACAGUCAUAGUCAUAGCGUGCCUUCAAGAAGUUUUCCCAACAACAAAAAAAACUUUCAGCGAUUGUAACUUCACAUCGGCCUGCCUUCUUUGACGCUCUUGGAAACAUGGAUGUUGAAAUGAUGGAAGAGUGGAGCAAAGGCGCACAAGAGGUGGCAGUGCUCGACUUGAAGCAGCAGAGCCAGAGAGUGAUGAAGAAGGGGGGAGAGCAGCAGCUCGAGGAGUCCCGCUACGAACCUGGACUGACGCUCGUGGACAGCGGCAUUGACCCACGCGCCUGGCUGGCUCUCAUGCAGCCUUCUGGCACCUGCGCGGCACACGACACUUCACCAGAAUACCUGCGCCACUCGCCAAGCUCAAGCACCGGCUCCUACCAAGAGAGUGGCUCCCCGGGGUCCUCUGGCCAUCCCAGCCCUCCCAGCUACAGAAAAACUGCCAAGAGCCCCUCCUCUUCUUCCAUCAAAGUCAGGGAUCUGUGCCGUCUCAAAGGCAUGGUCACCGGGCCCGAGGUGGACACGAGACAGAGAGCCCCGUCCAGCAAAUCCACCGGUGGGGUCCACAAACAGAGGCGCGUGGCCGCCAACGCGCGCGAGAGACGGCGGAUGCACGGGCUGAACCACGCGUUCGACGAGCUGCGCAGCGUCAUCCCGGCGUUUGACAAUGACAAGAAGCUCUCCAAGUAUGAGACUUUACAGAUGGCGCAGAUUUACAUCAACGCUCUCGCUGAUCUGCUUGAAGGUCCGGUCUCCUCCAACAACAAAAACAGCAAUAACGACGCGUCAAACAACAAAAACAACAACAACAACUCGCCAAAGUGUGACAUCAUGCCUUUAUCCGCAGUUGGACUAGACGUGACGAAGGACAGGGUUUCUCCGUCUCCUGUGCCCGUCUCAGGUAGCAGCUUACCUGUCCACAUCAGCGGGAUGCCUUUUCGCUCCUCAUUCGACGACUGUUCGUUUUCUGCCAUGGUGGAAGAAGCGAUGCGUUCGCCCUCUCCUUCGUCCUCCAGCCGGGCAGGAGGGAGGAAAGCGUCUCCCCGGAGCGACGGAGAGUUCUCCCCCCACUCCCACUUCAGUGACUCGGAUGAAAUAGCGAUGGAGCUGCACUCAAGUGAAGAAGACGACCACCCUCACCACAACGUUUCUUUCUGAACGCUUCAAAACAAGAAUAACAGACUUUAUUUUAAUUCCACUUUAGAGCUCAACAUUUAAGCAUUCUGUAAAUGGUGUCAACACAGUUUAUUCUCUAUGUUGCUAACAAAAAAGUGGUUUAGGAGAUAAAAAGCUUCUUCAUAAACGUCAUUACAUUUGAAACAACAAUCAAAGCCUAUUUUAUCAACUUGUAGCCUAAUCUAAAAAUGUUUUUUUUUUUUAAAGUGUGAUAGGCCUAAUUCGGUUCUGCCAAGAGAUGAAGGCCUUUAUCCUAUAAUUUCUAGUUUCCAUGGAGACGUGGCUGGAAGACCCCUCUGCCAUGUCGCGCGCAGCACUGCCAUGGGUAUCUCCCACGUCACUCCGACCAAAAAGCUGUCUUCCACAAAUUCAUAUCUUUAUGGAUAAUUGCUGAAAUGUUAUUUUGAAAACAGUUUUGUAGCUAAAAUAA